This is a messenger RNA of Chlamydomonas reinhardtii, 1233 nucleotides long. RefSeq lists its product as uncharacterized. The transcript is spliced from 3 exons. The coding region runs from base 90 to 725 and encodes 211 amino acids. NCBI's taxonomy places the organism in Eukaryota, Viridiplantae, Chlorophyta, Chlorophyceae, Chlamydomonadales, Chlamydomonadaceae. The record is from RefSeq and is a predicted model, not a curated record.
CAUCAUCGCAAGCUGUAUUCACUGCUGCGGAUUAUAUUAUCCUGCACAACUUUAAGGGGGUUUCAGCGUAAAGCAAGUCAUACUGACGAAUGGUUCGCCCCCUCGCCCUGGCGCCGACCAGCUUCAUUGCGGGGAGCCUGCUGUUCCCUGUAGAGCUCGCUGGUUAUGACGAUAACUACCAAGCGUCCUCGCAAACCAGCCACGAAGUCGAGAGGAGAAGAGGAAACCAAUGUUUCCAGGACGCAUCGCUUAUCGCCGCUGCACUUCGCCCGCAGGCAGCCACCGUGCGGCUCCUUGAGGACGUGCGAACCCUGAAGCGCGCGGCGGGCGGCGGCCUGAGCGCGGCGGCGCUGGCUCAGGCUCUUCGCGGCCUGGGCUACGAGGCGUCGCUUGCCUGCUCCAGCGGCUCCCACUCCGCGCCGUCCGCGCUGCGCCUGUCACACGAGUUCGUGGUGGUGCGGGGCUGCGGUGCGGGUGGGCCGCUCAUCGUGGAGCCCAGCUUCCGCGAGCACUUUGCCAUCGGCUCGCUGUACGCGACGGAGCGCUACAGGCAGGUGCUGGCGGCGGUGCCCGAGGAGCUGGUGGCGCCGUAUUCACAGCUGUGUGAGAUGGUGCGGCUGGUGUGCGCCGAGAUGAAGUUCAGCUUCGGGGCCACUGGCAACUCGCUGCCGCCCUGGCGAAGCGUCAACUCGGUCCUGUCCAGAUGGGCGGCCGCGCGCGAGUAGCCGCCCCGCAGAGUGCUACCGGGUGGCGGGUCCUGGUGCACUACGCCAGGCUGUGUCACCUUGGGUGAUGCACUCAAGGUUGAUAGCGCGGGGAUGCAGUGUGCAACGAAGAGGUUGAGCCACUGCGGCUAUGCGUUUUCAUCCCUAGAAGAAUGCCUUCGUUUUUGGCGAGUAAUUUCAUUUUUACACAGCCGGCAUGCAUGCACCCGGUAAUGGGUGCAUGACAGCUCGUUUUGCCGCCAGCAGGCUUGUGGUGGCGUUGGUCUGCUUGGCACAAUUCAUAUCACCACUAUCACAGACAUCCUUGGGCAAUGCCAAACCACAGUGUACGGGCUGUGUUUGCGUGUUUCGAUGCAGCUGAUGUGUUACAGACGGUUUGCUUGACCAUUGUUUGGACUACGAUUGCACGGUUAACUUGCGGCAUGAAUGAAUGACAGCAUUCGAGCAGACCUUCCUGACUCGCACAAGCCUCAAACCAGCCGCAGGCGCCCUCACACAACCCAGGCUG